Molecule: messenger RNA, 414 nt
Organism: Colletotrichum costaricense
Lineage: Eukaryota; Fungi; Ascomycota; Sordariomycetes; Glomerellales; Glomerellaceae
Exons: 2
Coding region: 1-414 (137 amino acids)
Source: RefSeq, a predicted model, not a curated record
AUGCAAUGCGCCUAUCCUUCCUCAUCUCCCGCCUCCCGCCUCAUUGGCUCCUCCGCCGCCGUCGCGGGGGCUGCGGACCGCUCCAACAACUCUAUACAGUCUAGGAGCUUCAAUGCUGCCGCCGUCUACCUUACUUCCCCUAACACGGCCGAUAAUCUCCUCCAAAUAGGCACUCGCGAGCGCGGCAAGGCUGGCGCCUACUCUUACCCACUACCUCUACCCGUCUCAAAUUCCCUUUCCAGCCCCAGUCUCUUCCCGUUUGAGCCCUACUGCUCCCUUCUUCGGGACCCUGGCGACCCGUCCGAUCAUUGCCCCAGGGUCUAUUGUGUAGCCGCCCUCCAGACCCGGCCAGUUCUACGCGCCCGACUUCAGACAGACGCCCAUCCCGAUGAGACGUCUGGCCAAUGUCUGUAG